ACAGGCACCAACAAUAGCGGCGAGUUUGUACUCCUUCGACCCGCCAACCAGUCCACGCCUGCGCAAUCGACGAGAAGCGAGAGGAAAAAGUGGGGAUUCCUACACUUUCCCAGCGUCGGGGGUUGUUGGGCUUGGAGUUUCUCUGCGGCAUGCUUUCGACUCGGCGGAGCCGCCGUGCCGCGCACUGACUUCAGCCGCCGCCGCGCAGGUGGGACUCCCAGCCCAGCUCCCUCCCGCCGACGUGGUCGAGUGGUUUCCUGAGGGAUCGGAAACGCGGGAUUUGGAAUGCGGAGCGAUUUGUUCACGCUGACGACAGGAAAGCGGAGGGGGUACAGUAACGCCAGUGCAGUGUGACGUCGCUCUUUGGCGGACAACAAACUCCAAGCUCCAUGCUGAGCUGAGCACCCCCCUCCUCAGGAGACUCACGGCUUUGGCCGCGAAGUAGCUCCGAUCCGGUGCAUGUGAUGCGAACCGCUGCCAGGCGGUGUUCGCUGAACCAUGACGGGAUUGAGGGCUUGAGGGCUCGACAUGAUAGCCCAUAGUAAGGGCACCCCCGAGCAAGCGACGCCGAUAGCGGCGAUGGGAUGUGAUGUGCUGUAGUAAUGAGCAGCCGUUGCUGAUAGAUGCGAUGCGAGGCGAUGCGACGUGAUGCGGCGAUGGCGACGUGAUGCGGCGGUGGGAUGCGACGUGAUGCGACGAGAUGCGACGUGAUGCGACGAGCUGGUACCGCGGGCUGGUGUCACGGUAACAGUAUGAGGAUGGUGAAGUGUGACACUUUUAAUGUCCGUGCUGGUUAGACAUGGAGUCGUUCAAGAAUUCGACUACUAGGUUGCGGUCGGCCCAUACUGGUGGCGCCAGGAGUAGCGAUUAUCGCACUAGCGGGCGUGGAACAGUUAUUCCGUCGAGCAUCGCCGCUGCCGUCAUACGCCCUAGUAGUAGUACCGACAAGUAGUAUUAGGUCUGUCAACACCCUAGGUAGUAGAACUGGUACUACCGACAACGCUGCAAACGACGAAGGAGCUCGACGGCUCUGGUAUAGUACCUCUCAGAGUCAGGAAGGGAGCAUUUCAGGCAGCGCUGAGUUUAGUAGGGCCAUCGGCAAAGUCUAGUAGGGUUACUACUCCUCGUCAUACAGUAACAACCUCCUGGAACGUACGGCUUACGUCAGAGAUUUGCGGCGGAAUGAGCGGCCUAGAUCCGACCGGCAGUGGAAGUCCGAGCUUGAAUCCGAGUCAGAAUACUAAAAACCAGAGUCAGAGGGGUCGCAAUCAGAGUCGCAGCAACGACAGCCUGCUCGCGAGCAUUCUCCUGCAGCGACAUGCGAACCGCAUGCGACUGGACGCCUCCGUCGCGGCACGGGACAGAAGCGACGGCGGCGGAAGGAAUGCGCCGCCGCCAUCCGCAGACCGCGGCGCAAUCACGGCGCAUGCAGUCUCCGGGGGACCACCGAACUACGCGGCAGGACAGUUAGCUCCAUCGACGAUCCAAUCAGCCGCCGCCAACCAGUUUGCGGUAAACCAGGAUAUGAGGCAAGCCCAAGGGCCGCAGCAGGCGCACCAGGCAGAGCAACAGCAGCGGCUAGGGCUACGAAACCAGCGCGAGGGGGGAGGUUUUAGUAGAGAUGUGUCAACGGCGAGGCAGUAUGCGGAGGAUUUUGAAACCCUAGCCAGCCAAGGGUUUCCGCACCAAGGGCACCAGAUCCCCGUCUCAAGGAACAAAGCAUGGGGCUGUGUUUUUAUGGGGCCUGCUACGACGAGUGAUACUCCUGGCCAAGCUGUACCAAGAACUUCUCAUCCGAAAACAAGCACACCUGACUUGCUUCAUCCAACAGGACUUCCAGCAGCUGCUUCCUUCCAGAAUCGGUACGGCACGGCCAGGCCAAUCACAAGCUCGGGGAUGGCCACGACUCAACUGCAAUUAUCGCAGCCUUCGAUACAGCCACACCUCCCGUUUGAGUCAAGAUUUGGAGGCACGCAAAACGGUGGGGCACUCCAACUGCCGGUUUCGCAGCCUUUGAUAGAGUCACACCUCCCUUUUAAGCCACCCCUCCGCCCGACGGCCAAUCAGCUUCCACCUUUGACCAGUUUCCCAGCAAGUACGCCUCAGAAUCUGAGGCCUCGGAAUCUGAAUUCCAUGAUACAGACAUCCUCUGGGCAGUCCCAGAACGCCCCUUUUCUUGAGGCUUGUAAAAAAUCAUUUCUGACAAGUAGGCAUCAGAAUCAGAAUCACAUGAUACAGACAGCCACUGGGCAGUCCCAGAACGCCCCAUGGUCGUUUCAGCCACUAAAUGGGCCGAUGCCAGGUGGCGGGUUACCAAGUGGGUUGUUACCAGGUGGGUUGUUACAAGGCGGGUUGUUACAAGGCGGGUUGUUACAAGAUGCAUUGUUACAGGGUGGGUUGUUCCAAGGUGGGCUGUUACAAGGUAGCUUGUUCCCAAGCGGGCUGUCACCAGGUGGACAGUUACAAGUGGGAAGGUUACCCGUUGGAGGGUUACAAGGAUCGCCAAUACAAGAGCCUGGGUCAAUAACAGCAGUGCCACCAGCGGUGCCAGCAGCAGUACUGGCAACAGCUCUAGCAGGAGGAGCGGGGGGGAAGGGGGGAGAGGCAACUCCGAGGCAAGAAAGAGGGUCGGUGUGUGGCUCGGAUGUCUCAGGUUGGGACCUGGAAAGCGCAGGCCAUGUGGCAGACCUUGUGUCAGGCCUUGUGUCAGGCCUUGUGUCAGGCCAUGUGGCAGGCCUUGUGUCAGGGAAUGUAUCAGGCCAUGUGUCAGGUCAUGUGUCAGGCCAUGUGUCAGGCCAUGUGUCAGGCAACGCGUCAGGCAAUUUUCCAGGCAAUGUGUCAGGUGACUUGAGGAGUGCAGGUGAUUCUUCAGGUGCUUUUGCAGUCACAGGAAGGGUGCCAAGGAGCUCCAGGACUGGAGCAGAUAAGCCAGGAGAUGCAGGAAGCUUGGCAGCAGCAGCAAGGGAGGCGGAAAGGGAGGCGGAAAGGGAGGCGAUAGGAAGGGUGCCAAGGAGCUCCAGGGCCGGAGAGGGUAAGCCAGGAGAUGCAGGAAGCUUGGCAGCAGCAGGGAUCUCAGGAGGGGGGGUACAGAUCACAGCAGCCGACAUACCUCUAGGAUUUAGGAGUCUCAACCACUCCAUAAAACCACUCCUAUCACCACGACCUCUCCUAUCCCCAAGACCAAUCUUACCCCCUGGGCCCAUUUUAUCCCCUAGGCCAGUCUUUUCCCUUAGCCCAAUUUCGACCCAAAAACCAAUGUUCUCUCCUAAGGGUGCCAGGCGUUUGGCGCCUGCUACCGGCUCUAACACCAGCAGCAGCAGCAGCAGCUGUCGCCUGGCCACAGCAGGGCGGCAAAUCAUAACCAGCCACGUAGCAGGAGCACCGGGAGGGGCAGGGGGAGCAGCAGUGGCAGGAGCAAUAGGAGAGGCAGGGGGAGGAGGAGCGGCGGAGGAAGGGGCGGUGGCAGGAACAGUGGCUGUGUUAGGGCUGGUGCAUGAGGCACUGGGGGAGGAAGAGGCGUUAGGGCAGGAAAGAGGGUUGGGGGCGCAAGGGGGGUCAGGGAAGUCAGGGGGGUGUGAAAGGCGUCUAGGGGCUUUGGCAAGGGCGACUGAAAGCCCAACCCCAGUGCCCUAUUUUGGAGGGUUCGGGAUGUCUGGGGGAAGUGAGGCGCAUCCAAGGGCAGUGGGGUUGGAGAGACAGGAAGUGCGGGCUUUGGGGGAGCAUGUGGAUGUGACGCUGCUUACCAAGGAUGAUGAUUCGAGACGAAAUAAAAGGUUGUUGCGGAACAGAGUGAACGCGCAACAGGCAAGAGAGAGGAAGAGGCAUCGCAUGGAGGGCCUGGAAGAGCAGUGCGAAGCCAUCGAGAGGGAGAACGCGCAGCUGGAAGGGAGGAUCGCUGCAAUUCAGCAGGAGAAUGAGCAGCUAAGGGAUGCAGUGAUCUCUCUGCUCGAGGCUUCAAACGGCCUUAAUACAAGCAUUCUCAAUACAAGCGCUCUGAAUACAAGCACCGUCAACACGAGCAAUUUCAAUCAGCAGCAGCAGUUUCUGGACUCAUGACCAUCUGUAACCCCACCAGUGCCACCCUCACCUUCCGAUCAUCAUCAUCAUCUGUACUCCCCUCACGCUCCCACACCUCCUCCUCCUCCUCCUCCUCCUCCUCCUCCUCCUCCUCCUCCUCCUCCUCCUCCUCCUCCUCCUCCUCCUCCUCCUCCUCCUCCUCCUCCUCCUCCUCCUCCUCUGCAGCAGCAGCAGCAAUCUCUGGGCUCAUGACCAUCUGUAGCACCACCGGUGCCACCCUCACCUCCCGUCUUCCCUCUCGUCCUUCCCCUUCAUCCCUCCUUUUAUGCCUUCACAGGUGAAUCCCCUCCCCCACUCACACAUCCUGUUCCUCCUGCUCCUCCUCCUCCGCGUGCCCCCUCCUUGCCCUUCCCUGCCCCACAAAUUCCCCCACUUGCACUCUUCAGGAUUCUCAAAAUCCAAAUCUCCUCGCCCUUCCCUGCCCCACCCAUUAACCCACUUGCUCUCCCCUACUCUAUUACCACCAUUACAUGCCGCUCCCCUUUUUUUAGGCGCCUCAAAAACAGACUCCUCCCACUCCUCUCUUCUCCUCAAACCCCUCACACCCCACACACCCCACACACCACACACCCCUCACACCCCACACACCCCACACACCACACACCCCUCACACCCCACACACCCCUCACACCCCACACCCUCACACCCCACACACACCACACACCCCUCACACCCCUCACACACCACACACCCCUCACACACCACACACCCCUCACACCCCUCACACACCACACACCCCUCACACUCAUCUCCAUUUGAAGCCAUCUCUAUGUUCCCUCCCUUCUCCUCAUCUCCUCUCUUCUCGCACUCCUAAUCCCCUGUACUACUACCACUGCUGCCGCUCCCCUCAUCACUCCCCACACUCCUCAUACUCCUCUCUCCAUGUUUCCUCCUUCCUCUCCCUCCUUCCUCCGCAUCCUUGCACUUCUCGCUCUCCCUUCCGCUCUUCCAGUUAGUCGGACAAUCGCCUGAUUCUCCCCUGCAGCUCGUUAGUGAGAUCCCAAGGAUCGUCACUCGUUGGAGGAAGAGUUGCAGCGUGGAGUUUCCGUUAGCAGAAAGAUCUCUUGCCUUGUAAAAUCCAAACUGAUUCUCCACUAAACAGGAAAUAGGCUCUCUAAGUGAAGCACUCUCAGGAUUAAAACAAGUGGGGAGACAACCAUGUUUAGGGCGUGUCCAGCGCUUUUUACGUCCACUGUACAUGCUCGGAAAAAUGUUAUGGGGAAUGUAGAUGUCGCGAGGCUCACCUUUCUUACCACAGAGAGCAUGCUUGCCUAGGCCUUGUGUCCAGCCUUUGACACGAC
This is a messenger RNA of Closterium sp. NIES-67, 5378 nucleotides long. Lineage: Eukaryota; Viridiplantae; Streptophyta; Zygnematophyceae; Desmidiales; Closteriaceae. The record is from the annotation of a GenBank genome assembly.